Molecule: messenger RNA, 2837 nt
Organism: Megalops cyprinoides (Indo-Pacific tarpon)
Lineage: Eukaryota; Metazoa; Chordata; Actinopteri; Elopiformes; Megalopidae
Gene: trpc1
Product: transient receptor potential cation channel, subfamily C, member 1
Exons: 14
Coding region: 265-2655 (796 amino acids)
Biological process (GO): regulation of cytosolic calcium ion concentration; calcium ion transmembrane transport; manganese ion transport
Cellular component (GO): membrane; cation channel complex
Molecular function (GO): store-operated calcium channel activity; protein binding; inositol 1,4,5 trisphosphate binding
Source: RefSeq, a predicted model, not a curated record
AUAGCUGUGAGCGCCAGACACAAGGAUGAAGUUGCCUGGGAGCUCUACGUAAAUAUUUUGACCCUGACCUCGAUUUCUACACAUACUGCAUCCAAUAUGAAGACUUCUACUGUACGAUGCUAAUAUAUGAAGAGAAAAAUAAAUAAAGGAAACCUGAAAUAAAUUAAAAGCCUAAAAACAGACAACAGACACCGAUGUGACUGCAGAUCAACGAGACCAAUGUGAAGAGGUUUCUUGUUUAAAUGAACGCUUCUGCUUAGUGGGAUGCACAUCAAUGUGUUGCCGUACUCGCUCUCCGUCGUAAUGGCCGCUCUAUAUCAGGGCACGGACACCUCCUCUCCAGAUAAAUAUCUGGCGCUCAAAGACGUGAGAGAGGUGAAGGAAGAGACGACUCUAGACGAGAAACUAUUUUUGCUGGCCUGCGAGAAAGGUGAUUACUACAUGGUGAAGAAGCUGCUGGAGGAGAAGAGACACGGCGAGCUGAACAUUAACUGCGUGGACGUGCUGGGCCGUGAUGCCGUCACCAUCGCCAUCGAGAACGAGAACCUAGACAUCUUACAGCUUCUGCUGGAACAUGGCUGCCAGGCAACUGAUGCACUGUUAGUUGCCAUUGACUCGGAGGUUGUUGGAGCUGUGGACAUCCUGCUCAACCAUCGCCCACGGAGGUCCUCCAAGCCCUCCAUUGCGAAACUGAUGCAGCGCAUCCAGAACCCGGAGUACUCCACCACCAUGGACGUGGCCCCCGUCAUCUUGGCGGCCCAUCGGAACAACUACGAGAUCCUGACCAUGCUGCUGAAGCAGGACAUCUCUCUGCCCCGGCCGCACGCCGUGGGCUGUGAGUGCACCCUCUGCAAUGCCAAGAACAAAAAGGACAGCCUGCGCCACUCCAGGUUUCGCCUGGAUAUCUACCGCUGCCUGGCGAGCCCCUCCCUCAUCAUGCUGACAGAGGAAGACCCCAUUCUGAGGGCCUUUGAGCUGAGCGCUGACCUGAAGGAGCUAAGCCUAGUGGAGGUGGAGUUCAGGAACGACUAUGAGGAGCUAGCCAAGCAGUGCAAGAUGUUCGCCAAGGACCUCCUGGCGCAGGCGCGAAACUCGCGGGAGCUGGAGGUCAUCCUGAAUCACACGUCCAGCGACGACCACGUGGACAAGAGGGGACUGCUGGAGGAGCGCAUGAACCUCAGCCGGCUGAAAUUGGCCAUCAAGUACAAUCAGAAAGAGUUCGUGGCCCAGUCCAAUUGCCAGCAGUUCCUCAACACGGUGUGGUUCGGCGAGACGGCCAGCUACCGGCGCAAGCACACGUGCCUGAAGAUGCUGACGGUGCUGACGGUGGCGGUGCUGUGGCCGCUGCUGUCUGUCUGCUACCUGCUGGUGCCCCGCUCACGCGUGGGCCAGGUCAUCCACACGCCCUUCGUCAAGUUCAUCAUCCACAGCGCCUCCUACUUCACCUUCCUGCUCCUGCUCAACCUCUACUCGCUGGUCUACAACGAGGGCAAGAAGAACACCAUGGGCCCCGCCCUGGAGAUGAUCGACUACCUGCUCAUCAUGUGGAUUGUCGGAAUGGUGUGGUCGGACGUGAAGCGGCUCUGGUACGAGGGGCUGGAGGAUUUCCUGGAGGAGUCACGGAACCAGCUGAGCUUCGUCAUGAACUCCCUCUACCUGGCAACCUUCGCACUCAAAGUGGUGGCACACAGCAAGUUCAAAAAUGUGGAGGACACAGAGAGAAAGAACUGGGACGCGUUCCACCCCAUCCUGGUGGCAGAGGGGCUGUUCGCCUUCGCUAAUGUGCUGAGUUACCUACGCCUCUUCUUCAUGUACACCACCAGUUCCAUCCUGGGGCCCUUACAGAUAUCGAUGGGCCAGAUGCUGCAGGAGUUUGGGAAGUUCCUGGGCCUGUUCCUCUUGGUGCUUAUCUCCUUCACCAUUGGGCUGACCCAGCUCUACGGGAAAGACGAGAAGGACCCUGCCAAGAGCACGGGCAAGGACUGCGAGGGCAUCUUCUGCCAGGAGCAGAGCAACGAUGCCUUCCACACGUUCAUAGGCACCUGCUACACCCUCUUCUGGUACAUCUUCUCCCUGGCCCACGUGGCACUCUUCAUCACCAGGAUCAGCUAUAACGAGGAGCUGCGAUCGUUUGUGGGCACGGUCAUCGUUGGCACCUACAACAUUGUGGUGGUCAUCGUCCUCACCAAGCUGCUGGUAGCUAUGCUGCACAAGAGCUUCCGACAGAUUGCUAACCAUGAGGACAAGGAAUGGAAGUUUGCCCGUGCGAAGCUGUGGCUGAGCUAUUUCGACGACAAGUGUACUCUACCGCCCCCCUUCAACAUCCUCCCCUCCCCCAAGACCGUCUGCUACCUGGUGACCAGCCUGAGCAAAUGGAUCUGCUCCCACACCUCCACCGGCAAAGUCAAGAGACAGAACAGUCUGAGGGAGUGGAGGAACCUGAAACAGAAGCGGGACGAGAACUAUCAGAAGAUCAUGUGCUGUCUGGUCCACCGCUACCUGACCUCCACCAGGCAAAAGAUGCAGAGCACGGACCAAGCCACCGUGGAGAACCUCAACGAUCUCCGGCAGGACCUCUCCAAAUUCCGCAACGAGAUGAGGGACUUGCUGGGCUUCCGCACCUCCAAGUAUGCCAUGUUUUACCCCAGAAGUUAAGUGCCCGCCUCUCUGUAUGUGGCUAGGAUUGACAUAGCAUGCACGGAAACUUCCACGGCCCUUACUCAGGAGCUCAGAGGGACGUCUGAACAGCUGGGAAAAUGACUGGAACAAGUAUUCUGUACUAAUGUUUCAAAAUUCAGGCUUUGUAUAAUAUGCUCUCAUCUUACUUGUUUUCUAAA